Tympanuchus pallidicinctus (lesser prairie-chicken) is the source of this 1102-nucleotide messenger RNA. RefSeq names its product cell cycle regulator of NHEJ (gene CYREN). Gene Ontology annotation, cellular component: nucleus; cytoplasm. The coding region runs from base 16 to 486 and encodes 156 amino acids. The record is from RefSeq and is a predicted model, not a curated record. The transcript is spliced from 3 exons. NCBI's taxonomy places the organism in Eukaryota, Metazoa, Chordata, Aves, Galliformes, Phasianidae. Gene Ontology annotation, biological process: negative regulation of double-strand break repair via nonhomologous end joining; double-strand break repair via nonhomologous end joining.
GCCGCGGCGCGCAAGAUGGCGGCUGCACACAAGAUGGCGGCGGCGCGGCGACGGCGGCUGUUGCCCGCCUGGAUGGGGGCGGCGGGGGAAGGCGAGCGGCGGGCGGGGGGACCGGGCCGGGUCGGGCGGCGGCGGCGACAGAAAGCGGCGGCGGAGCCCAGGGCGGCGACCGUGUACUGCAUGAACGAGGCGGAGCUGGUGGACGUGGCGCUGGGGGUGCUGGCCGAGAGCUUGCAGCGUAAGGGAGCUGAGGAGGAGGCCUGCAGCGGGAGCCAAGAGGAGCAGGACCUUCAUCAGCAGGUGGAACAGGAGCUGCAGGCAGCACCGAGCCAGGCUCCCGAAGGCACAGCCAGCGUGAAGGAAGGCAGCCACCACAGCCCGGGCCCCCCAUCUUCUUCUGGUGCUAGCACGGAUGCAGAGAGGACUGGCCUUGAUGACUCUGAUGAUGAUGCUCUGAAAUAUGUCAGGGAGAUCUUCUUCACUUAGCAUUGCCUCUACACAGCUGUGCAGGCAAGGACGGGAUUAAGAGAGCACAGCCCAUCAAGAAGGAAAAUUGGAUGCCCUCAGAGAGGGCAUUCCUGGGUCACGUGUCAGGCAGUGUCCUGCUGGUCUCCCUUAACCUCACAUCUUGUCACUGUGACGCUACAAACCCUCACAAACAGCAACAGAGGGAGUGGAGAAAUGUUACUGUGUAAACUCAAGGAUAGUGAAGUAUGCUGGCCGCUAAUGGGAGCCUGGGUUGAGUCUGAGGUCAUCAUGAGCGCCAAGCUUGUGUUGGAUGGGACCGAACACAGGGCAGUAACGGAGGGAGUGCAUACUUGCUAUGGGCAUGAACUGCCUGUAAGCUAAGCUGUGGACCAGCAGCCCGCCUGUAAGUGGGAUUCCUUUGAUGCCAGCUGCUAGAAAAGUCAAGGUUCAGCUCGCAGUAAGAACAUCCCAAGGAAGAUCGAUACCAGCAAGGUGGUUCAUGUGAUGUGGGCAAGAGUGGUAACUCAUGCACCCAUGUUACUUUGAAUAAAGAUUUGAAGAAACAAACUAUUUUGUAAGUACCUGCUUAGCUCCAGGGGAGAAGAACUAAAUAAACUUUUUUUUCUUGUUUUUA